This is a messenger RNA of Diaporthe batatas, 1950 nucleotides long. RefSeq lists its product as uncharacterized. The transcript is spliced from 2 exons. Bases 369 to 1640 code for a protein of 423 amino acids. Gene Ontology annotation, cellular component: cytoplasm. The record is from RefSeq and is a predicted model, not a curated record. Lineage: Eukaryota; Fungi; Ascomycota; Sordariomycetes; Diaporthales; Diaporthaceae.
AUUUUACAGUAGCAUAGCGUUGGCGGGGAGGGCCGAGAAAUUGCAGAUCGCGUAGGCCUUUCUUUGACAUGGUGGCCACCACCGCUGGCCGGGCUAAAAUGGCCCAUUGGUGAAACGCAGGAUCCACCUGCUCGUACGCUGAGGCCGGCCACCUCUGAUCUCUCUGAGCCCAGAGCUCUCUUGUGUGGGAGUGUGAAGUGGCCCCUCCGCGUACCUCCGUCCCAUCCCACCCUGGCCCAUCUCACCGGAACAUCAACCAAGUGCCACGUCUGCAGCGACAACCCCAGACCCCAGAGCCAUCCCAAGAUCAUCCACCUGCCUCCACGAAGCCCCAAACCCCCAGAGAAAGCACCAGACCACCACCCACCAUGGCGUCCGAGGAACCAGCUGCAGCACCAGCAGCAACACCAGCAGCAGCAGCAGCACCAACACCUGCCCCCGCCCCCCCAGCUUCAGCCGAGGAGCCAGCAGCCCAGAGCUCCAAGUCGGCUGAGACGCCGACGCCAGCAGAGGGCUCGGCCGAUGCCCCUGCGUCGGCCCCGGUCAAGAAGGUGGUCAGGAAGGUGGUCAAGAACUACAGCACCGACCCAGCACUGUACAUCUACACCUCCCUGACCGCGGGGAACCGCCACAUCAUCACAGCCACCUCGCGACUCGAGACCAUCCUGCGCGCCAACCGUGUGCCCUUCAAGGCCAUCGACGUCGCCACCGAUGAGAAGGCGCGCAUGCUCUGGGGCCGUCGAGCCGGCAAGGCUGCGGACGGCCGCGUACGGAGGCUACCCGGGCUCGUCCAGACCGGCAUAGUGCUCGGCGACAUCGUCGAGAUCGAGGAGUGGAACGAGUACGGCGAGCUGAAGCAGCACGUCAAGAUCUACUACGACGAGUUCACCCAGCCCAAGAAGGGCGCCGUCGCCCCCGUGCCCAAGUACAAGCAGCCCGAGAACAAGACCCCCUUCCCGCCCGCCAUGCCAAACCCGCCACCGCCGCCCGACCGGGUCAAGAGCGAGGCCGAACAGAAUGCCAACAAGAUCGCCGCCAUCGUCAAGGGCGCCAAGAGCCCCACCACCAGCAGCAGCGGCAGCAACAGUAACAACAACAACAACAACAACGUCGUCGCCGCCACCAAGAGCGUCGCGGAGGAGGCCGCGCAGAAGGCCAAGGAGGCCGCGGCGAGGGCGAAGAAAGCCAAGCUCGAGGCGCUGAGGGAGAAGGUCCACGGCAAGAAGGCCGAGGCGGGCGGCGAGGGGGCCGAGGCGGAGCAGGCAGACGCCCCGACAAAGGAGAUGUCGCAGCUAUCCGUCGCGGCCUCCGCGUCGUCGGCCGCCACCACCGCGGCGGGGCUGCAGUCUCCCACCAGCGGCGCGUGGAAGAGCAGCGGCGCCGGGGACAACAGUCUCGGCGCGGCGCUGCAUACAGUGCAGAGCCCUACCACGGCGACGUGGAAGGCGCAGAGCGAAGGGACGUUCGCCGGGGCCAGGGUGGCGAGCGCGAGCGCCGAGGAGAUCGAGAAGGUUGAGAGCCAGGAGGCUAUUAAGGAGGAGCCUGAGCCGGAGGAGGAGGAGGAGGAGGAGAAGUCGGAUACAGCCAAGCCGGCCGGUGAGGUUAAGGAAGGGGUCGAGGCGGAGGGGACCAAGGCAUGAUCGUUGCAGGACAAACAGAUCGCCGGAUUACAGCAGGGACCUCAGUACGGCUGUGUUCAACUGAUGUUGAUAUCAGUAGCAAGGAGUAUGGCAGUCGUGGUAAUUCCUAUAUGAGCUUUGGGUUUAGGAGGUGAGGAGUAUUUGCCUGGGACUUUCAGAUUUAUAUGUCGGGGUCGAGUAUCGGUCUCCCUGGAGUGUUGUUUAUUGAUAUGGAAUGCAAGCUCAAUGCAUCAAAAGGCCUGUCAGUUUUGAAUAUUCAUGCGACCAGACUCCGGCGAAUUGUAUCUCAGCCAACUAGUAACGUCUGCGA